GGGAAAUAGGACCUUGCAGUCAUCGCCCCACCAAUAUUAAUCGUCCACGACUCUGUCUUCUUGAAGUACCAACAUCAGAUGUUCACAUGGAUCGCCCGGUGACAUCCAAGCCACGGGGAAUCUGUCGGUACUACACAACCCCAAGGGGCUGCUACGCUGGUGACGAUUGCAAGUUCCUCCAUGGUACUGAGGAAAAGCUUACCCCGUACGACAAAUCCAAGGACCCCCUCGAUGAGGAGUUAAAGCACCUUGAUGACAAUAUGUGUAACAUAUGCAUGGAUAAGCCUCAGACAUACGGUCUUCUAACUGGCUGUGGCCAUGUAUUUUGUCUUCAGUGUAUUCGCCAGUGGCGAGAGCCACAAGGAAAGUCAUCGGACAUGGUGAUGUCAGGAGUAAUAAAACGCUGUCCUUAUUGCCGCAGUCCAUCGCGUUUCAUUACACCAUCCACGCAUUUCUUCCCUCAGGAUCACCCACGCAAGCAGGAAAUUAUAGACAGUUACAAGAAUAGCAUGGCUCGCGUUCCAUGCAAAUACUUUGUCGAAACAUCAGCCUCUGGCAAGCCCUGUUGCCCAUUCGGUCUAGAUUGCUUCUACCAGCAUCUCAACCCUGACGGUACACCACACGAUUUUCAAUAUGGAGCAAAUCACUUCAUGAAGGUAUUCAGGAGACAACAACGACAGCGUGGACGUACAUUUGUUGGGUCUGCUUCAGAUGCUGAUCUCGCAGAUCGCCUUAGGCUUCUACAGAGCAUCCUCGGAGACCCAACGAAUAAUCUUCAUGUCACCCUCAGCUUCGUCCGACAACAUCUCCCAGCGUUACUGAAUGGCAUGGAUGGGGAGUCUGGUGUAGUCACAGAUACUCUCAUGGGUGACGAUGACGAAGAUCAUCAGCCCUUCGAAUUACUGCUCUGACUCUACCAUAGGCGGAGAGUAUAGCUACAGAAAGGUCACUAGAAGUUACGCAUCUUGUGGCUCCUGUUGCCCACGUAUCCCUUGCUGUCG
Molecule: messenger RNA, 1001 nt
Organism: Suillus bovinus
Lineage: Eukaryota; Fungi; Basidiomycota; Agaricomycetes; Boletales; Suillaceae
Exons: 8
Coding region: 87-911 (274 amino acids)
Biological process (GO): protein polyubiquitination
Molecular function (GO): ubiquitin protein ligase activity; metal ion binding
Source: RefSeq, a predicted model, not a curated record